AUACCUCCGGAAAUCACGUGUGCAGAUUCCAGACACAAUCCACCUGCGCGAGCGAGCUAGUGGACUACUGAUGCUGCGCGAGACUGGCGAAAGAAGAGUGAAGUGAACACGAAACAGUUCAAGCCGGGGGGAAAAGUUGUUUUUAUGCUUACAUCGAUUACUAAAUUGUGGCUUAAAAGCAAAGGAAUGGAUUUGAGCACGACCUUCCUCUGUUUAAUCUACGGUAUUCUUCUCGCAGGCUCAGCCUGUGGACUACAGAUCACCUCCACUGGUCCCACAUCCAUUGAGAAAGCCAGCGGAGAGACUGUGAAGCUGGAAUGUCAGUUUACUCUUGCUGCUGAUGAUUCUGGGCCUCUGGACAUUGAGUGGAGCCUACAGCCCUCCGACAACCAGAAAGAAGAGAAAGUGGUGAUCGUGUACUCUGGUGACAGGGCCUUUGAACACUAUUAUGAUCCUCUUAAAGGGAGAGUCCACUUCAACUCCCCUGACCCUAAAAACGGUGAUGCCUCCAUGAACAUCAUGGGCCUGAAAGCCACAGACACGGGCACAUAUCAAUGCAAGGUUAAGAAGGUUCCUGGCAUCGGCAGCAGGAAGUUCCUACUAACUGUCAUGGUGCGCCCCUCUAAACCCAGAUGUUAUGCAGAUGGUCAAACACAGGUGGGGAAAGAUAUGGUGUUGAGGUGCAGCUCUGUGGAGGGCACAAAGCCACUGCAGUACGUCUGGGAGAGAACCACCGGCAAUAAACUACUGCCACCCCAGGCAGUCCUCGAUCCAGUCGAGGGCACCAUGAGUCUGAGGAAUGCCACUGAGGCAGCUUCAGGAACAUACCGAUGCCUUGCUAAAAACCGUAUUGGAACAGAAGAGUGUACGGUGAUGGUCAAUGUCACACAACCCCCUAACACAGGCGGCAUCAUCGCAGCUGCAGUAAUAUGUGUUCUGCUGCUUCUCAUUCUCAUCGCCCUCAUCAUCUUUUGCUGCUGCCGUAAUCGGCAAAAGAAGAAGUACGAGAAAGAGAUCGCCUAUGAGAUCAGAGAGGAUGUCCCCCCUCCAAAGAGUCGUGUUUCUACCGCUCGCAGUUUCACCAGUGUGGGCAGCCAGCGCUCCUCUCUGGGCUCCAUGUCUCCUUCCAACCUGCAUGAGUACACCAAGCCUCAGUACGACAAAAUACCCAAUGAUGAGUAUGAGAGGCCCCCUAGCCACGCCCCUAUUCCCCCGCCUAGCAGAAUGGCCGGUCCCAACCUCAGCCGCAUGGGGGCCAUCCCCGUCAUGGUCCCUGCCCAGAACAGGGAUGGGUCCAUUGUGUAAAGCUGAACUAGGAUCAGUCUCUGCACAUUUUGACUGUCACUAUUCUAUUCUAUUGUUCUACCGGAAUUUGUGAAGGAGCAAAUGAAGGUCUCUGCAGAGAGAUCAAAGUGAGCUGAAAUCCGAUGAAAUCAAAUUUGACUUCCAGAACUUCAACAAACAUUCACAAAAAACUUUAUUCAACAGGAUGCACAAAGGUGAUUGAUUUCCCUGCUCCUGUUUUGUAAAUAAUGCAAUGCAUGAUGUUUUUUUGUUUUUGUUUUUUUGUUUUUUUUAAAUUGAAGGCCCUAUCUAAUGUAAGGCACUUGAAUUUUUUGCCUAGUAAGUGUUCUCCAGAGAUGAAAUCCCAAAAUCAAACUAAAUUAAAUGUGGUUCAACCUAUAGUUUGCUGUUUUAGAAGCUAUUUUUUUAUAUUUUAUUUUUAAAUCUGUUUGAAGCAUUUUAAGGCAACUUUAAACCAUUUAUCUAUGACAGUUAUUUUCUCUUUAUGCUACAAAAGACUGGUAAAGAUUUUCUCAGAGGUCUGCAGAAAAUAUGUGGGUUGGCUUUGGUUUCUGGAUUAGGUUGUUUUAAAAAAAAAAAAAAAAAAAAAAAAAAAAAAGAUAACAGCAUUUGUUUGGAUUGAAGUUUAUUUACAUGUGAUGUGUAUAUAUUAUGAAAUUGAUUUAUCUGAAAAUGACCUGCUUUGCUUUUUUAAUGGACCAUUUGGCAGUUUUAAACCCCAAACGGUACAUGUCAGAGUGAUUAGUGUACAAAACUCUGAUUGGUCGUUCCCUUAUGCUUACAUUGGCUUGUGACCCCCAAACCUCCACCUCCCCCUACACUGCGUCAUAGUGGUAGUCGUCAAAGUAAGAUUAAAGGGUUUAUUUCAAAAGAUGCUUAAGCUGGGUGGUAAAAUACAGUUCAAAGUUUAAAGACUAACAGCCACCCCUGCUUCUCUGCCUCAGCCAGGCCAGAAAAGCCGAUCACAGAUGUCUCUGAUUAAAGAGCUGCAUAAUGCGCAGACUUUAACAAGAGAUCCUAAUCCUAAACCUGCAUUUGGCUCGGCCAUCAACGCAUCCCGCAUUAAAUCUAAUUGUCAGUUUGACGUGUUGUUUUGAAGUUUAUCUAUUAGAUGAAGGACAUCUUACUGAAGGAUUUGUUUUACGUCACAUCAAUUUAAACCAAUUGAAUAAGGUCAAUUUAAACAGAUGAUCAUCCAUAGAUUUAUAAUAGACUAUUUUUUUAUGAGUAGUGUAUUGAUUAGGUUUAGUAUGAAUAUGAUUUCUUAACUCUUAAGUCAAUGUAUUCACCAUAAUGCUCACCUGUCAUGAAGAAACAUUACAGUCCUUCUUAUGGUGUGGAUUACUGUAUAUUUUAAUCCCGCAGGGUCACCCUAAUGUUCACUCUGUGCCUUUUUUAACUUUGGGUGUAAUGAACAGGUCUAUCACACAAUGAGUGGGUCAACAUCAGCAUUGUAAGUUAAAUAAUACAUGAACAAUUAAAAAACAAUCAUCAUUUGAAGUACAUAUUGAUUUGUGGUGAGUUGUAAUGCACAAUUUAACAUUCUAUGAUUUGUUGCCAGUCUCUGUGCAACAAAUAUUAUUCGAUAUAUUGAUAUAUGUAUAAUGAACUUUUUUUUUUUCUCUCAGAAAUGCUGGUUUUUGUCUCAUGCUGACAACUAUACGCUUGUCUGUGUCUGUCUCUAAGUCUGCUGUAUACAGAAGCAGCCUUUUCGCGAUCUGCUUGUCUUUUGACCAGGGUUCCUGUUGAAUGUGUAAAUAUAUUUACUGUAAAUGUUGGGUGCGAUUGAUUGCGUUUGUCUUUACGUCUGUACCAUGUUGCCGCUUGGGUAGCACUCUAAGGCUGCAAAUGUGAUAAAGGACAAGAGGAUGAUCAGGUUAAUCAUCCACCAUCUGGAUAUGGUAUUAUUAACAUUUAUUAUACAUAUGUUGUCAUUAUCCAAAAGCACACGCACUCGUGAUUUCCCUAGGCUUUUAUUUAUUGAGCCUCUAAGAAUAGGGGUGCUGUUACAGGAUCAGUUCAGCUUGUUUAAAGGUGGAGACUAAUGCCAGUGUAAACACGGAAAUCUGAUCCUUGAUCAGCAAACCUUUACCUGCUAGCUGUGCAAAUCGACUUCUUUGAACCGAAAGAUCUGUUUUCUGUUUGGAUGGGGCCCAUUUGGUAUUUCAUAAAAGAGCUUAGGCCGGUUCUCUGUACAGUGCCAUUUAAAGAGAUAGUGAUCUUUCUUUACUAAUAAGAGACAACCAAUGAUAUUAACUGUAGAUUUUUUUUUUUUUUUUUUUUUUCUCUCCAUGAACUGUACUAAUAUUACUUCUUUUUUUCUCUCUCUCUCUCUCUCUUCCUGUUUGUUCGGUUUGCACAUCAUGUAAAAACCUCAUUUUAUUUUUGUGUGCUUUUUGUGAUGUGUUUUUUUUUUUUUUUUU
Molecule: messenger RNA, 3728 nt
Organism: Ctenopharyngodon idella (grass carp)
Lineage: Eukaryota; Metazoa; Chordata; Actinopteri; Cypriniformes; Xenocyprididae
Gene: cxadr
Product: CXADR Ig-like cell adhesion molecule
Exons: 7
Coding region: 145-1305 (386 amino acids)
Biological process (GO): homotypic cell-cell adhesion
Cellular component (GO): basolateral plasma membrane; intercalated disc; bicellular tight junction
Molecular function (GO): cell adhesion molecule binding
Source: RefSeq, a predicted model, not a curated record